This is a messenger RNA of Schizophyllum commune H4-8, 2137 nucleotides long. RefSeq lists its product as uncharacterized. The record is from RefSeq and is a predicted model, not a curated record. The transcript has 3 exons. NCBI's taxonomy places the organism in Eukaryota, Fungi, Basidiomycota, Agaricomycetes, Agaricales, Schizophyllaceae. Bases 1 to 1698 code for a protein of 565 amino acids.
AUGCGCCUGAGCCUGCUAGCGUGCGCACAUGACAGAGCAGCCGGCCUUAUAUCAGGUCAUCAUCCCGCCUUCCCUCCCCUCUCCCUCGUCUUCAACAAUGACUCGCUGUCUCAGUCCACCGUCCUCAACAUGGCCCUCACCUGCUCGUACUGGCACGAGAUCGCCAUGGAGGUCCUAUGGCGCGAGCUGCCCUCCCUCGUCCCCCUCUUCAUGCUCAUGCCCGAGGACGCGUGGUGCGCGCCCCGCGGCGAGCGGACCCCGCUCGAGCCCAUCCGAUUCGGCCUGCGCAGAACAGUCACGAGCCACGACUGGCAUCGAGUCCAUCGCUAUGCCCGCCACGUCCGCUCGCUGCGCAUCCAGCCGCAGACAUAUCGCAAGUCCAUCGCGAAGGCGCUGCGAACGUCCGAAUCGGACGGACCCCUCUUCCCCGGCCUCCGCCACCUGUCCUUCGCGUCGCAAUGGGACUGGGACAAGUGCGACCACCUCGCCAUCCUCCGCAUGCUCCUCAGCCCCAGCCUCGACCACCUCGCCAUCGACAUCCCCAAUAGCUACCUCGAGCAACUAAGCUGCCUGGCCCCCAUCUGCUCCGCCCUCACCACCUUCUCCUUCACCGACCAGGGCCACGCCGACGCGCGCCCCUCCCCCGCCGACCUCACCGCCUGCGUUCGCGCGUGGCCCGCGCUCACGAGCAUCAGCCUCAACGGCAGCGCGGGCAUGUCCCAGCUCAUGCCUGCGCUCGCGCUCUGCGAUUCCGCCGGCGGCCCCGACGCUGUCUUCGCGCCCUGCUCACCCUCCGGCGCGUACCCGCGCGCGAGCUUUGCCGCGCUCCGCGACCUCACCAUCGGCGGGCAGAGCGCGGCUUACGUCGUCGGGCUCAUGAAGAGCUGGGGCGUGCGCCCGAUCGAGCGCCUCAGCGUGUUCGGCCUUGAGCUCCCCGCGGACGCGGCGCGCGCGCUGAUUGCGGAUAUCCCGACGCACUGCGAGCCCGCCGCGCUGAGCAAGCUGAUGAUCAGCGCAACCUCGCCGGGGUGGAGUAUGCGUGCGGAGGACGUCGCGCCGCUGGCGGAGUGCACGGGCUUGACGAGCUUGGUGUUGAACGUGUCCGACGGGGCGGACAUUGCGGACGUGGAGUACGAGACGCUGGCAAGGAGCUGGCCGCUUCUGCAGCGUGUCGAGUUCCCGGGGUCGUACGACCGUGCAGUCGCUCCGCGGUGUACGAUGGCAGCUCUCGGCGCCUUCGCGGGCGCCUGCACGCACCUCGAGAGCAUCGUCCUCUCCUUCGACGCCAACAUGGACGUCGUACCCUCCCCUUCCCUCUCCAACUCCACCGUCACCCACCUCAACGUCGUCGACUCGCCCAUCGACGAGUCCUGCGCGCCGCGCGUAGCCGAGCGCCUCGCGACUCUGUUCCCGAGCCUAACAUGGAUCGAGGACGACUACGAUGACGGGCGGUACGAGGAGAGCCAGGCUGGGUGGGUCGUGGCGGAUGCGGCCAUGCGUGCGCGCGCACGAGCGCAGCGGGCGAAGGUGUGGGCCGCGGAGCGCUCGGCGGUCAAGGCGAAGCUGGCGGCGGCAGCAGCAGCGUCUGCACAGCGAACUCCUCCGUCAAGUUCGACUUCGCUAUCGAGAACAACAUCCUCGAGUAGUGUAGGGACGUCUUACUUCGACGCCCUCCGCGAGCAGUGCAUCAUCGCAUGAGGUGCCCGGCACGUCGUGAAUAUGUGAAUAUCAGCCCCUUUCGACGACGACGCUGUACAUGCGGCUCGACCACUCCCCCCUCUGUGUGCAUACAACUCGGCGCUAUGUACAUACAGCCCACCCUACCUCCCGGCCCUAUUCGACCACCCGGCCACCCAUGUUCUUCACCCCAUGCUUUACCCCUGCUCUGUGCUCUCCCUGCUUUUACUUACGACCUUCGGCCCUCGAUGCGAACCAGGUGCGUCGCGGGCUAUAAUGACCCCAACCGCUGGAUUCCACAGCGAGGCUUGUCGUGCUUUACCGACACCUGUACAAUAGCCCUGGACACGACGCGCGGAGACGUGUACAUACUGGUGGAGAUACAUACAUAGUAAGCAACGUGUAUUUGUAGUGUAGAUACCCUUGGUUGAGAAGAAUACGAUGACAUUCAUUUAGUGAA